Molecule: messenger RNA, 4779 nt
Organism: Caenorhabditis briggsae
Lineage: Eukaryota; Metazoa; Nematoda; Chromadorea; Rhabditida; Rhabditidae
Exons: 17
Coding region: 1-4779 (1592 amino acids)
Biological process (GO): regulation of Rab protein signal transduction
Cellular component (GO): cytoplasmic vesicle
Molecular function (GO): protein binding
Source: RefSeq, a predicted model, not a curated record
AUGAGCAGUGCUGCCGGCCUGCCGGGUGCACACGAUGAACGACGGCUCUUCGAACAUUUCGUCAUUGCUGGAUUGGCCGACAAUAAACCACUGGAACGUCUAACACCGUCUUCUGAAGAAUGCGGCCUUCGAAAUACACAACCUCUGGCUCCAAUUACAGAUAUUGCUGUAAUUUUUCCGAGUCUUGGAGAGAAACCUCCCGAUGGCUUCGAAGUCAUCGAAACAACUACUUUGGGCUACCCGGCUGACCUGAACCAUGGCUCAAUUAUGGCUCAAAAAUCGUGUUUUCUAUGCUUCCGACGUGGCUACCAUAAGGCUCCACUAGUGGAUAUUGGAAUAUUGGACGAGGGACGAGGGGAUAAGCCAAUGGUUGAUUCGAAUGUAGUGCAGACAACACCGUUUGGAAGGUCUGCAAAUGUUAAUAAUGCGUCACAGGGAAUCUUCCUAACCUACCGUCGUGCUCCACCCAACUCCUCCCAAUCCCAAUUCGUGGUAACAGACAUAAAAGUGAUUCUGGCGAACAAAGGAGAGAUUCCACCCCAUACAUACUACAAAAUAACCAAAAAUCUGAAUAAAGGACUCGUCGGCUCGGACGUCUUCAUUUGUUAUAAAAAAUCACAGGGAACUGCGAAGAGGUUGGCUUAUAAGCCGGCGGUUCUGGAUUAUUUCCCUCGUUCGGACUAUUCGGAGGAGAUGGAGGACUUCAAAUUGGCUCAGAAUGUAGCUAUGUUCUGUCUUCCGAUGGGUGCACUCAUAGAGUGUUGGCCGACGAAGUGCGCUCCACCGGACAGGAGUUUUUCCACUUUUGUGCUUACUGAUGAGAUUUUUUCAAAAAAUUUUUUCGUUUUUCAGAACGGCACCAAAUUCUACGGAUCGGCAGUGACGUUCUACGAGAAGUACACCAAAGAGCUAACCGAAGAUCAGCUGGAGAAUUUGGAUUUGAGAUGUGGUGGAGAGUUGGAGCACGAGGGAGGCACAGUUGGCGACUCGAACAGUAAUAAUGACCCCGCUGAGAUGAUAGAAAUUUCAAUUUUUCUCUUUAAUUUCCCCUAUUUCCAGGUCCUCUUCUACAAAAACAUCUCAAUAUGUUUGAUCUCUCGUUUCCCAUUUUUCAACUCCUUCAAACGAUUUCUCUAUUUUCUCCAUCGAAUGUCCUACACCCCGGAUUGCACGCAUCCAGUACCCAUAGAACGAUAUAUUUCGCAUUUGAUGUACGAAGUGUCGUUCCCCACACCUCGCCGUCCACGUGUCUUCAUGCAGUUGGGAGCUGAAAAUAUCAGUUUCGACUCGCAUGAUGAUAGUCAGCUACCCCUAAACGGUGCUCAGCUACUAGACACACUUAAAUACUUGGGAAGUGAUAAUUUGAUGUAUUUAAUGCUGUUGGCACUGUUGGAACAGAAAAUAUUGAUACACAGUUUGAGACCCUGGAUGUUAGCCGCUGUCGCCGAAUCAGUGUGCGCUCUAAUGUUCCCAUUCCAUUGGCAAUGUCCCUACAUCCCCCAGUGCCCUCUAGGCCUCGCCGGCGUCCUUCACGCCCCACUACCAUUCAUCGCUGGCGUCGAUUCCCGCUACUUUGAGCUCUAUGAAGACCCGCCAGAUGACGUGACAUGCUUCGAUUUGGACACCUCCACCAUUAGCUUCUCAUCGGUUCGAGCCAAUUUUAAGAUCUCUAUGCUCCCGAAAAAGCCAGCUAAACAGCUAAAAACAACGCUGGAGGAUGUGUUUGCGAAGCUCCAACAGCUGGAUUACUCAUCGAAUGAAGGAAAGACAGAAGGAGGAUUUAUUCCGGUUGAUCAAGACUUGAAAAAGCAACAAAAACGGAGGGAAUACGAAAAUGCGAUACACGACGCAUUUUUGAAGUUCAUCGCUUCGAUUAUGAAGGGAUAUCAGGCAUUCUUGAGACCUAUAAAGAGUGCUCCAGCCAGUGCACACGCCACGGAUACUGGGAAUCUUUUUGAUUUGGAUGGAUUUUUGAGAUCCCGCGAUCGGUCGUCAGCGGAUUUCUACAAGCGAUUCUCGGAAACCCAAUCGUUUAUGCGAUUUAUAGAGGAACGAAGUUUUGUAUCGGAUAAAAAUACGUAUAAUGCGUUUUUUGAUGAUUGCAUCAUCAAAUUGACGAGUGCUGUAGAAGACGGCCGAGACAUCAAUGAGAUUCAACUUCUGGAGCCGGACACAUCGCACAGCCAUACUACGUUAAUUGGCCAAUUAAUUAACUAUUCUGACACCAAAAGCUUUUUGAAUUUUUUUUUAUUCCAAAAAUUUCAGGUUUUCAUUCCUGCACCGGAACCAUUUGUGAACCAAGAAACCGGAGAGGAAAUGCAAUUUGUCUAUGGGGAAUUCCCCACAAAAAUGAACAGUGGGUAUUUCCAAUUGGAUCGAUUGGAGAAGAGUGGGAAGGAUGGGGAGAAGCGAUCUGGCGGGAAAUUUGAAUUUUUGAAAAAUUCAAAAAACUCGGAAAAAUGCGAUUUUUCAGAAGCCUCCCGAUGCUCGGCAGUUCGAACGAAACCCGAAACGAGAUCAUCGUUGCUGGCGGCGACGAACGCCGUCAAGACGAAUCCGCUACAUUGGUCCAAAACGCUUCUCUUCUACUCGUACACCCUUUGGUUCAUGCAGCUGGACAGUCUCCUAACCGCCGCUCCGAACAAGAAGAAGAUCCUCCGUCUCGCGUUCAACGUUCUGGAUCGAAUGGAAAAGACCGAAAUCUUCCCCCUGGAUCAAGUGUGCUACCGUAUCCUCAUCGAGCUCUGCGGCAAAUAUAAUCAACCGGAAAUGGCUGUUAAAGUGAUGAGAGCCAUGCAGAGGGCGGGGCUGGAACAGAACGCCGUCACCUAUGGAAUCUAUCAUCGUGCUGUGAUGGAUGCCACGUGGCCGACGCCAGCGAGAACCCGCGCUAUCAAAAUGUGGACGAUUCUGAAGAUCGUGGUGACGGGAGCAGAGGCAAUGAGGAAAUGGGCGAAUGUGGAAAGAAGGCCCCUGUCAGAAGAGCGGCCGAAAACGCCUUCUGAAGAAGGCGUGGUCACUGAGAUUACUGUAGACUAUCAAAUCACGUCGUAUCCAUUGGAAGAUACUGAGGAGCAGCAAAAGGAGCGAAAUGAACAAAAGAAGAGCUCCAUUUCUAGUGAAAUUAUGGACCCUCUAGGAGCCAUGGGCGGCCUAGAAGCGCUGGAAAGAGACAAGACGAGAGAUCAGCGGUCAAAAUCGCUUGGAAAAAUCGGAAUGUCCCCAUCGCGAGCGAAAUUCUUUGCUGACCAUGCAACUCUACCGUUUUCCAAUGAAAAUACACCUAAAUCGGAUAAAAAAGCGGAGAAAAGUGGAUGGUUUAAAGGAAUCGCGAAUAGUCCGAUGUUUAAGAUGAUUAAGAGCACCACUUUUGAUUCCUCACCAAAACCCACCUCGACUGAUAGCAGUGAUGCUGGCUCCAUCACCAGCGGCGCGUCUCCAUCAUUCCAUUCAGUUGUCAAUCACUUCAAGAAGGGAUACGACGACGUGAUGCCUUCCAGAUUCCGCCUAGGCGUCUCCACACUUUUGAACAAAUCCGUCGGCGCAAUGGGCAGUGGAAUGAUCUAUUCAGAUGAUAAGGGAGCGUCACUGGAGAAUCCAUUCUUUGUGAAUAACAAGGAUCCAGCAUACAUCCUGGAUUCUGGAAGUCCGUGUUGUCUUCUAAGAGAGGAGUACUGGAUGAGAGAGGUGUAUUUACAGCUGAAACGGAGUCGAGAGAGAAUGGAGAAAGGACAAAAGACAGAUUCAGAAGACGUCACGACUUCUGAAUCCCUCCCAUUCUCCUCCAAAUCCCCUGGGAAGCUAGAAGUGAUUCUUUGCACUGCCACACACUGUCCAUCGUGUCAAACUAUGGUCUAUGAUGAGGAAAUAAUGGCUGGAUGGAAAGUGGAUGAUCAGAACUUGAACACGAUUUGUCCACAUUGCUCAGGCAACGUCCAAGGAGCAACGGAUGCGGUGGCGAGCCCUGAGAAUCUGGAGAGCGUCUUCGCGCCGAGAUUGAAAGUCAGAAUGCGUUGGAUUGAGGAGAUGAGGAAUAGUUGGUAUCAACCGGGAGGGCUGCAGGAAAGUAGGAAUACGACUCCCGAAAAAACCCCUCCACCAUCUGAAACCUGUCUAGAAGUAGCCUUCGUGAGCCCUCUGGUCCUCCGCCGCGAACUGGAAACCAUCCUGACCUCCGACAAGGACGCCAUGAAGAACGAAUCAAUCCGAACGACGCAUCCAGUUGUCUUCUGGAACCUCAUCUACUACCUCCGACGUCUCUCCCUGCCAUCUCAUGUAUUCUCAUGGAUAUCCGAAAGACAUCAUAUCAGAUGUGUAUUCGAUAUUCCGACGGCACACGACGACGCCAGAAUGCCCCUCUACUUCUUCAACCCGAAUCACGAUGGAGAUCCGAUUUUUGGGAAUUACAAUCGAAAGAUUUUGAGACAGACCGAGGAUGGAAAAGAGACGAAACGAUACGCGUCGUGGAAACUGGUGACCGAUUCGGUGAAUAAGAAUAUGCUAUUCAAAGCGGUUCAGGAGUUGGUCAACUCGUCGAGACUCGUCAAGAAUGGAAGUGUGCACGUUGGAGCGCAUUUUCCCAUUUUUAGAGACAUCCAAUUCGCGUCGAUCGACCUCUUUGGAAGAGCAUUGCUUCGUGACGCUCUGGACUCUCAAUAUGAUUCGGAAUCCAAUAAAUUGCCGCCGAAAAUCAAAGAAAUCCUGCCACUACAAGAUCAUCCGUUGUCCCAUGUCACACGGGCGUGCCGAAAAGUCUUCAUGCCUCUAGACCUAUUUUAA